GGUUACCAUACCCGGACACCUUAGUUGUUACUUCAAAAAUUGGUGGAUUGGCUAGCCUUACCACACGCAAAUCCACUUGUGUUGGAUGCAAAACCGUCCUUCUAGACGAGAGUGCUGUAUGCAAAUUUUGCAAGCCGAAAGAAUCCGAGUUCAACGAGAGGGACUUGGCCAACUUUAUGCUCACGAAGAGAAGUUUAAUCGUUUAGGGACAGAAUGUCAACGGGGCCAGGGAAAUCUCAACGAAGAGAUUCUUUAUUCCAACCGAGAUUGCCCCAUCUUUAAUAUGAGGACAAAAGUUAGAAAAGAUCUCACGGAAACAGGAUAAACUUAUGAAAAGAUUCGGCCUACCCUGACAACCUACCGCUCUAAUCAAUGAUGGUGCAUACAGGUAAUGGUUUGGCUUCUGUAAAAUAGAUUGUAAACAAUAAAUUACAUGACUCGUUGUUUAGUAAGUUCCCAUAACCAAAAGAUUUUAAUA
This is a messenger RNA of Daphnia carinata, 478 nucleotides long. RefSeq names its product DNA polymerase delta catalytic subunit-like. The transcript has 3 exons. The record is from RefSeq and is a predicted model, not a curated record. NCBI's taxonomy places the organism in Eukaryota, Metazoa, Arthropoda, Branchiopoda, Diplostraca, Daphniidae. Bases 86 to 325 code for a protein of 79 amino acids.